AUGAGUGCAUCGGUCAACGAUUCAGCCAUGUCCACAGAUUUGGAGAAUGGCUCAACGAGGCGGCCGGAUGGAUCCUAUCCCGUCGAAUUCGAGCCCGAGAACAAGAUCAACGGGGCUCCAGAAUAUCAGCAAGAUGCUUUUGGCAAUGAAGAAGGCGCCGAAGUCAAGUACAAGGUCUUGAAGUGGUGGCAAUGCGGCUUGCUCAUGGUUGCAGAAACCGUCUCCCUCGGCGUCCUGUCUCUCCCUGCUGCAGUUGCAACGUUAGGUCUGGUGCCAUCCAUCAUUCUCAUCAUCGUUCUUGGCCUCCUCGCCACAUGGACCGGAUACAUGAUCGGACAGAUGAAGCUCAAAUAUCCAUAUAUUAUGAACAUGGCAGACGCCGGAGAGGUGCUCGCCGGCUCAUUCGGGCGUGAAUUCAUGGGCAUCUGCCAGAUCCUAUUUCUCAUCUUCAUCAUGUCCAGCCAUCUGUUAACAUUUACCGUUGCCAUGAACACCAUCACCAGCCACGGGACCUGUUCUCUUGUCUUUGGCAUUGUCGGCACGAUCGUCUCCUUCCUCUGUUGUCUACCACGGACCCUGGAGAAGAUGUCUUGGCUGUCUCUUGUUUCCUUCAUCAGCAUCAUCGCCGCAGUCUUCAUCUGCAUGGUUGCCGUCGGCAUCGAAAACCCCGGCAGUGGAGUCGUCGCCGUCGCUCAGACAGACUUGUACCAUGGCUUCGCAGCCGUGUGUAACAUUGUCUUUGCCUUCUCCGGCCACGCGGCUUAUUUCGGACUGAUGGCGGAGUUGAGGAAUCCACGCGACUUUACCAAAUCUCUCUGUCUGCUUCAGGGUAUUGAUAUCAGUCUGUACAUGAUCGCUUCGUUAGUGAUUUAUCGUUAUGCCGGAGACGGCGUCACAUCUCCGGCAUUGGGCUCGGCGUCUCCAUUGGUGGCGAAGAUUUGUUAUGGGAUUGCUCUUCCUACGAUCAUCCUCGCCGGUGUGAUCAAUGGCCACGUCGCUGUCAAAUACGUCUACGUGCGACUGCUGGCUGGAACGGACCGUAUGCAUAAGCGAGACUGGAUCGCCGUCAGCUCGUGGGUGGGCAUCGCCGCCGCCCUCUGGAUUAUCGCGUGGAUCAUCUCCGCUGCAAUUCCAGUCUUUAGCAACUUGCUCAGUCUGAUUACUGCCCUCUUCGCAUCAUGGUUCAGUUACUGCCUGGGUGGCGUGUUCUGGUUGUACAUCCACAAGGGUCAAUGGAUGUCAUCCACGCGAAUGAUGGUAUUUUCCAUUAUUAAUGUGGUGCUGAUUGGGAUUGGAUUGGUCAUUUGCGGUAUGGGUCUUUGGGUCUCGGGGAAGGCUAUCCAUGAGAAUCCAAGUAGUGCGAGCUUCUCGUGCGCUAACAAUGCCUGA
Molecule: messenger RNA, 1389 nt
Organism: Penicillium oxalicum
Lineage: Eukaryota; Fungi; Ascomycota; Eurotiomycetes; Eurotiales; Aspergillaceae
Product: neutral amino acid permease
Exons: 8
Coding region: 1-1389 (462 amino acids)
Biological process (GO): amino acid transmembrane transport
Cellular component (GO): vacuolar membrane
Molecular function (GO): amino acid transmembrane transporter activity
Source: RefSeq, a predicted model, not a curated record